AUGGCCGAUCUACUGACCGGGUACACCCACUCAGCUGCCUUUGACAUAGGCAGACUGCUCGUGAGCGAUAUUCAUACUGUACAUUAUGAACAGUACGGCAAACAAGAUGGGAAACCAAUCCUCUACCUUCAUGGUGGACCUGGCGGGCACACCUCAUACAACAACACGAAAUAUUUCAACCCAGCCAUAUACCGCGUGGUGCUGUUCGACCAACGUGGCGCCGGGAAAUCAACGCCCGCGGCUGAACUACGGGAGAAUACAAGUCAGCACCUAGUCUCCGAUAUUGAAGUGCUGCGUAAACACCUCCAAAUCGCAAAAUGGCACGUCGUCUUCGGGGGUUCCUGGGGUUCAACCCUGUCCCUGCUCUACGCCCAAGCCUACCCGGAGAUGGUAGGCUCCCUGAUACUACGGGGAAUAUUCACUGGCAGGAAAUCGGAGCUAGAGUUCUCGCGUGGGUCUAUUGGCGCAGCAAAUAUCUUCCCUGAAGCUUACGAAGCAUUUGUCAAUUAUCUUCCUGAAAAGGAUCGGGCAAGACCGAAUGAGGCGUACUAUGACCUCCUUAUUUCAGAGGACUACGAGACAAGGAUCGCCGCAGCGAGAGAGUGGAACCGAUGGGAUCUGAGUAUUGGCACUUUGAGACCGGAUCCUGAGGGGUUUGCCCAACUCGAGGAUGAUGCAUGGGUGCUUGCUCAUGCUCGGCUUGAGGCGCAUUACUUUGCGAAUGGGGUAUUCCUGGAGGAGGGUCAGAUUCUGAAAGAGGAAAAUUUGUCUACUAUUAUCCAGGGCCGCUAUGAUAUUGUUUGCGCACCGCAGACAGCUUGGGAUCUGCAUAAAGGCUUGCCGGACUCGCGGUUGUUUUGGACUCCUGAUGCCGGUCAUAGUGCUACUGAACCUGGCACACAGACUAAACUGUUUGAGGUCUGUGAUGAGUACGCUGAGCUUGAAUUUACUCACUAA
This is a messenger RNA of Penicillium expansum, 957 nucleotides long. RefSeq names its product Proline iminopeptidase. Gene Ontology annotation, cellular component: cytoplasm. Gene Ontology annotation, molecular function: aminopeptidase activity. Bases 1 to 957 code for a protein of 318 amino acids. The transcript has 4 exons. Gene Ontology annotation, biological process: proteolysis. The record is from RefSeq and is a predicted model, not a curated record. Lineage: Eukaryota; Fungi; Ascomycota; Eurotiomycetes; Eurotiales; Aspergillaceae.